Polyodon spathula (Mississippi paddlefish) is the source of this 1925-nucleotide messenger RNA. Its product is annotated as somatostatin receptor type 2-like. The transcript has a single exon. The record is from RefSeq and is a predicted model, not a curated record. Gene Ontology annotation, molecular function: somatostatin receptor activity; neuropeptide binding. Gene Ontology annotation, biological process: cellular response to estradiol stimulus; neuropeptide signaling pathway; cellular response to glucocorticoid stimulus. Gene Ontology annotation, cellular component: neuron projection; membrane. Bases 1 to 1122 code for a protein of 373 amino acids. NCBI's taxonomy places the organism in Eukaryota, Metazoa, Chordata, Actinopteri, Acipenseriformes, Polyodontidae.
AUGGAGUUUGGAACUUCUUCAGUUGCCAACGUGACAGAUCCCUGGAUUUACUCCGGUUUUUUCAUUGGAAAUGACUCCUCAGCAAUUACCACUAUUGCAUCUACCAAGGUCACUGACCUUAUGUUUGACAAGACCAGCAGCGUGGUCAUCACCUUCUUGUAUUUUGUGGUGUGCGCUGUGGGACUGUGUGGAAACACAUUAGUCAUCUAUGUGAUCCUGCGUUAUGCCAAGAUGAAAACUGUCACCAAUAUUUACAUCCUGAACUUAGCCAUCGCAGAUGAACUGUUCAUGCUUGGGUUACCCUUUAUCGCAAUACAGUUGGCCCUAGUCAACUGGCCUUUUGGCCAAGCCCUUUGCCGGGUAGUAAUGACCGUUGAUGGACUGAACCAGUUCACAAGCAUCUUCUGCCUGACGGUGAUGAGCAUUGACAGGUACCUGGCUGUAGUCCACCCCAUCAAGUCCACCAAAUGGAGGAAACCAAGAAUGGCCAAGAUGAUCAAUGGGGCGGUAUGGGCUCUCUCGCUGUUGGUCAACCUGCCCAUCAUAAUCUACAGUAGUGAGAGGAGAAGUCACAAUGGUAACAGCUGCACCAUCAUCUGGCCAGACCCUCCAGAGGCAUAUUAUACAGGGUUCAUGUUCUACACCUUCUUACUGGGAUUCUUCAUUCCCCUGAUGGUCAUCUGCCUUUGCUACCUGCUAAUCAUCAUCAAGGUGAAGUCCUCCGGGAUCCGAGUGGGCUCUUCCAAAAGGAAGAAGUCAGAAAGGAAGGUGACCAGGAUGAUCUCCAUCGUGGUGGCAGUUUUCGUCUUCUGCUGGCUGCCCUUCUAUGUUUUCAACGUCACGUCUGUGACGGGCACUAUUACCACCAGCCCUGCCUUGAAGAGCAUGUUUGACUUUGUGGUGGUCCUGAGCUAUGCCAACAGCUGUGCCAACCCCAUCCUGUAUGCUUUCCUGUCUGAGAACUUCAAGAAGAGCUUUCAGAACGUGCUGUGCCUGAAGAGGGUGGGAGGGCUGGACGAUAUAGACAGGAGCGACAGCAGACAGGACAAGACCAGGAUGAUGAAUGAAGCUACGGAGACCCAAAGCACACUACUUAACGGGGAUCUCCAGACCAGCAUUUGAAACAGAUUUGAAAGAUGUGUUUCAGUCCAAAUCAAGAAGUCUUUACCCCUUCAUCUAUGGAGAUAUCUAUUUCCAUUACCUCCACUCAGUGCCCCUUGCACCAUGGAUGAUCUGUUUCUGAUAUUGUGCUGUACUGACCCAUUUAAAAUCACUUCAACUGAUGCAAACCUGCACAAAUCUGGACAAAACUUGGUGUGAAGGAUACCGUUUUGUUGUUGUUGUUUUGUCUUUGACAGACAAUUACAUAGAUACAGUAAAAUUUUAAGUUAUUGUACAGUAUUUUAACUUAUUUAUAAGAACGUUUAUAAUUUAUUGGCUCAGUUUCCUCAGAUGUAGUACAAACAGACCAAAAAUAAUCAUUCCCAGUCACCUGCUUACUGUAGAUUAAAAAGCCUGUGUGACAGUAUUUGAAAUUUCAAGAUUGGACUUUUUCUGCACUCUUCAGAAAUGUGAAAACAUGACCAUAUUUUUAGAAAGGAUUUAAAACAAAAUGCUGCUCCCAAUAAAAGUUCUCAAAGUACCAACAACGCAAUGCUUUUAAAGCCAUCUUUAGUUAUAGCUUCUUUUCGUGUUUUAUGUUUUUUUGCAAUGACUUAAAUAGGAGUUUGUGCAAGUCAUAAUGAAACAGCAUAAUAGCAGAUUUAUCGACAAACAAUAUGAAUUACAUCACGUAUGCUAGUCGCUACCUUUGGUGUCUCAGAAGUUUGUAUAAUAGAACAUUCCACACACUGUGUGGAAGGUUCUAGAUUACACUCACUGUGUGUAAAGUUCUGGAUUCCACUCACUGUGUUUAAGGUUCUGGA